This is a messenger RNA of Athalia rosae (coleseed sawfly), 3156 nucleotides long. It is a transcript of the gene Dis3, whose product is annotated as exosome complex exonuclease RRP44. Lineage: Eukaryota; Metazoa; Arthropoda; Insecta; Hymenoptera; Athaliidae. The record is from RefSeq and is a predicted model, not a curated record. Gene Ontology annotation, biological process: rRNA catabolic process. Gene Ontology annotation, molecular function: RNA binding; 3'-5'-RNA exonuclease activity; endonuclease activity. Bases 107 to 3055 code for a protein of 982 amino acids. The transcript has 14 exons. Gene Ontology annotation, cellular component: nuclear exosome (RNase complex); cytoplasmic exosome (RNase complex).
CGCCAUUUUUGAAGUACAUUCACAUUAAAGGUUAUAAACCAUGUGGGUCGUCUGCCACUGUGUAGUCGAUAAACAUUAACGUGAAAGUUAUUUCUAUUUUAUCAGGAUGUUGACAACGAAAACAUUUUUCCGUAAAACUAAAAGAGGAAAUAUCCUUAAGAUCGUGAGGGAACAUUAUCUGAGAGAUGAUAUAUGGUGUGGAUCAAAUUUAUGCUCGAAAUGUAAACACAAGAGUAAGGAUUUGGUCCUUGAUGAAGAUCCUGAUUCCAAAAGCUCGCUUUAUCCUGAACCACAUUAUCUAGUUCUCGAUACAAACAUUGUGCUAGAUCAGAUUGAUGUUCUCGAAGAAGAUGCUCUGUGUAAUGUAGUGAUUUUACAAACUGUUCUUGAGGAAAUUCGCCACAGAAGUUCCAAUGUCUAUAAAAAACUAAGGGACAUCAUUGGAGAUCCAAAACGCAAAUUUUAUGUAUUUGUGAAUGAGCAUCACAAGGACACAUACAUUGAACGUGAACCUGGUGAAAAAGUAAAUGACCGUAAUGAUCGGGCAAUAAGAGUUGCUGCAAAUUGGUAUAAAAAGCAUGUGAAUGCAGAUAAGGGUCAACAUGAAGGAAGAAAAGGCAUCAAUAUUGUUUUGCUCACAGACGAUGUGGCAAAUCGAGAAAAGGCAAUUAGGGAAGGCAUCAAUGCAGCAUCAAUGCAGGACUACAUUGCCUCUCUGAGCGAAGCAGGAUUUUUACUAGACAAGAUAUCCAAGCGUAGUUAUGCUCUAGAAGGAGAGAGCAGAACACCACUUUUUCCUCCACAUCUGACACCAGCACAGAUUCACGAUGGUAUAAAAAGUGGGCGUUUGCUACAAGGGAGUUUUCUAGCUUCGAGAGAAAAUGUUUUGGAAGGAAGCGUCAAUGUCGAGGGCAGGGAUAAAUUUAUUUUGCUGCAGGGCAGAACCGCGCUCAAUCGAGCAGUCGAUGGAGAUAUAGUGGCCUUGGAGCUGCUGCCGGAAGAUCAAUGGAGUGCUCCUAGUGAUCUAGUUAUUCAGGACGAGGAAGAAGACCCGGGUGAUUUACUCGAGGAUGAAGAGGAGCUGAAGGCUGCAAAGCCUCGAAAAGCUGUGGAGAGAACCCCGACCGGUGUGGUGGUCGGCAUUAUAAGACGAAAGUGGCGUCAGUACUGUGGGAUUCUACAGCCGAGCGCAUUGAAGGGGAAUGUGCGACACAUGUUUGUGCCAGCGGAGCGAAAAAUUCCUCGAGUCAGAAUAGAGACUCGACAAGCGGAGACCUUGAGCAAGCAGAGAAUAAUCGUGGCUAUAGACUCCUGGCCGCGCAACUCGAGAUAUCCCUUAGGUCACUUCGUCCGUGCCCUAGGUAACGUCGGCGAUAAAGAGACAGAGAAUGAAGUUCUCCUUCUCGAACACGACGUUCCCCACAACAGAUUCUCGGACGCAGUCCUCAGCUUUUUGCCGAAACUACCAUGGGUCAUCACCGACGCGGAUGUCGCGCAAAGAGUUGAUCUCAGGCACAUCGAUGUCUGCUCAGUAGAUCCUCCGGGAUGCACGGACAUCGACGAUGCCCUGCACUGCAGGAAAUUGGAUAACGGAAACUUGGAGAUCGGGGUCCACAUUGCGGACGUAUCGCAUUUUAUUCGCCCCGGUACUGCGCUAGAUAAUGAAGCUGCGCUGAGAGGAACGACGGUGUAUCUGGUCGACAAGAGAAUAGACAUGGUCCCGGAGCUGCUCAGCUCAAAUCUCUGCUCCCUGCGAGGUAACGAGGAGAGAUUCGCGUUUUCCUGUAUAUGGGAAAUGGACGAACACGCGAAUAUAAUUAAUACCAAGUUCCAUAAAAGUAUCAUUCGCUCGAGGCAAGCCAUGACUUACGAAGAAGCCCAACUUAAAAUCGACGACGAAACGCAGCAAGAUGCGAUCGCCCAGUCCCUCAGGGGACUGAAUAGAAUCGCGAAAAUAUUGAAGGCCAAACGAUUCGAGAACGGUGCACUGGUAUUGGCAUCCCCGGAAAUCCGAUUCGAAGUGGAUAGCGAGACUCAUGAUCCGAUAGACGUGCAGGCGAAAAAAAUGAGGGACACGAAUUCAAUGGUAGAAGAAUUCAUGUUGCUCGCCAACACAUCGGUUGCUAAAAAAAUCGUCCAAGAGUUCCCGGAGUGCUCCAUGCUUCGGCGUCAUCCUGAGCCACCCCAGCCAAAUUUCGACCCACUCGUCAAAGCCGGAAAGAAUAGGGGUUUCACGAUAAACACUUCGUCCGGUAAAGAACUAGCGGCAUCUCUAAACGAAGCCUAUACAGACGAAAAUCCAUACUUCAAUACGAUGCUCAGGAUAUUGGCGACGCGAUGUAUGAUGCAGGCGGUUUAUUUUACCAGCGGAAUGUUGCAGCCAGAAGAAUAUUUCCAUUACGGUCUCGCUUGUCCAAUUUACACGCAUUUCACAUCGCCUAUCAGAAGAUACGCGGACAUUAUGGUCCACCGUCUUCUAGCCGUCUGCAUAGGGGCCGACGCUACGUAUCCUGCUUUGCUGGAUAAGAAAAAGAACCACGAGUUAUGCUAUAAUCUCAACUAUCGUAACAGAAUGGCUCAAUACGCCGGUCGAGCUUCUGUCGCUUUGAAUACGCAUCUGUUCUUCCGAGAGAAAGUUCAGAAUGAGGAAGGAUACGUUUUGUUCGUGAGGAAGAACGCUCUUCAAAUUCUUAUACCUAAGUACGGACUCGAGGGGACUUUGUACCUCAGUAAAAAGGGCGAAAACUCUCCCGUGACUUUCGUCUAUGACGAAGAAGACCAGAGCCAGAAAUAUCGCGACAUUGUCUUUCAUUCCUUCGAUCCGGUCGUCGUACAGCUCAGCCUCGACAGGUCCAACGUGCAACACGAAAAGCUCGUCUUCAAACUCGUGAAGCCGGUCAUCCCCGGCUUCAGCGUUCCGGUACUAGAUGAACCGGAACCGAUGGAUGUAGCGUCGGAAGAGGUAUUAUCCCCGAAGCGGAAGAGCGAUCUCCCAUCCGCGGGGGUGGAACUUCCAGCCAAAAAAAAAGGAAAGAAAAAGAGACAGAGGAAAUAAAUAUUAUUCUUACAUGCAUACCCAUCCCCCUUCCGAAAUCUACUAUACCUCUGUAAAUUUUGGAGAUAAUUUUUUAUGAAAAAUAAAAAAUUAAUUUGAAA